Ambispora gerdemannii is the source of this 576-nucleotide messenger RNA. NCBI's taxonomy places the organism in Eukaryota, Fungi, Glomeromycota, Glomeromycetes, Archaeosporales, Ambisporaceae. The record is from the annotation of a GenBank genome assembly.
AUGGAGCAUUAUGCUAGUCAAAUUGUCUCGUCAAAAAACUGUCGAACUGAUUUACAAGGCGAGAAUCCAAUCGCUACCCAGGCCUACGUGUCCUUCAACACUUAUCAAUUAUAUCAGACUGUGGGAUGCUCGAAAAACAAUUCAGGUUCUUAUUGUUAUGUCGAAGCACUCGAUAAAAAACUUGGUCUUGGGAUUUUUUAUUUACCAAGUGGAACACAAUUAACGACCUCAAAAGAACAACUUCCUUGCUCGGAAUGCAACAAAAAAAUCCUAAACACCUAUUCAGAAUACGCGGGUGAUUCGGCGCUCCCACUCUCUCAAACAUUCUCACCUGUUAGAACUUAUUUUAACGAUUUCUGCGGCUCGGAUUUCGUGAAUGAAGCGAGUGCUGUUCAUAGUACUAGCGCAGUAGCUAUCACCAGUGACGCGUCUUCGUUGUUCACACGUGGUAUUAUAAUACGAUCACGAUAUACUAAUAAACUUAUACAAAUGUCAAUAACUAUACCGGGAAUUAGUAUGUUAACGACUAUGAUGACCUCUAUUUUUCUGAUUAUUUGGUCUUUAUCUCCAUCUUGA